Messenger RNA from Candidozyma auris, 369 nucleotides. RefSeq lists its product as uncharacterized. Lineage: Eukaryota; Fungi; Ascomycota; Pichiomycetes; Serinales; Metschnikowiaceae. Gene Ontology annotation, cellular component: nucleus; cytosol. The record is from RefSeq and is a predicted model, not a curated record. Bases 1 to 369 code for a protein of 122 amino acids. Gene Ontology annotation, molecular function: DNA binding. The transcript has a single exon.
AUGGAUGAAGCUGAACUCAAUGCUAUAAGACAGGCCAGGCUUGCAGAGCUCCAGAAGAACUCGGGCCAGCAGUCAGCCCCCGGCCAGGAAGAGAAAAUCUCUGUGCUUUCGCAGGUGCUUGAGCCCAGCGCCAGAGAACGCUUGUCUCGAGUGAGAAUUGUCCGUCCAGACAGAGCCGAUGCCGUGGAGCAGUACCUCGUGAAGAUGAUUCAGAUGGGGUCGAUCCGUAGAAAGUUGGGCGAGCAAGAUAUUGUGGAGAUUUUAGAGUCGCUCUCGAGAGACGAGAAGAAGACACUGGCGAGCCAGAUUGUGUUUGACCGGAAGCGUGCUGAUCUCGACGAUGAAGAUGACGAUGAUUUCUUUGAUUGA